Messenger RNA from Echinostoma caproni, 408 nucleotides. NCBI's taxonomy places the organism in Eukaryota, Metazoa, Platyhelminthes, Trematoda, Plagiorchiida, Echinostomatidae. The record is from the annotation of a GenBank genome assembly.
AUGCUACAGAGGUGGAGUAUCGCUCUAGCUGCAUACAACUAUGAAAUCCAACAUCCUCCAGGAAAGAUAAUCCCACAGGCUGAUUUCUUCUCUCGCUACUCACGAUUUUCUGGGGCCGAGCAGUGUCAUUUCAUAUCUCCAGCAUCGCCAGUGUCUCGGGAAUCUUUACGCAAAUCUACCAAGCAGUACUACUCGGCCAUACUCUCAGAAAUCAAGAAACGGUGGUCGCCAGAGGUAAAGAGAAAGUAUCCUCAGUUAUUUCCUCACCGAGAGGAGUUAUCAGUAAAAUUGGAUGAUGUAUUGUGUCGCGACGAUCGAUUGGUAAUCCCACCGCCACUACGGAAAACGGUACCAGAUGAAUUGCAUAAAGGACAUAUGGGAGUGGAGAAGAUGAAAUCAUUGACUUGA